AUGCCACCAUUGAUCUCGUCUUCUUCGGUACUUUCAUAUCUCCUUCAGGUUGGGUUGGAUUCGGGGAUUAAUCCGAUUUCUCCUGAAAUGACAGGAACACGAGCAUUGAUUGCUUUCCACGACCCCAACUCCGGCCAACUCAUCCUACUAUCUUACAUUCUAGACCCCACCGUAAAACUCCAACGAACACCGCUACUCUACCGCCCCCUAGACAUCCACCUCCUCUCUUCCUCCGCCACCUUAUACGGUGGUCAUAUGGCCACUAUUCACGAUGUUGCAACUAUUCAAAUAUAUGCCGCAUUCAAAAUCAUCCCCAAUAAAAUGAAGAUUUACUACGUAUGGGACCGUGGAUUAUAUGUUCAAGGGUACUUCCCAACUAUACAUCAAUCUGCAAUCAAUGAUCUUGCAUCCAUAGCCACAAUUGAUGUCCUGUCUGCAACUACAGCCAAGGCACACAACAACAAUAUCAUGACACUAAAAAUCAUUCACAGCAUCAUAAACUCGAUUUCUUGGGGAAUCUUACUUCUGAUAGGAGCUAUAACUGCGCGAUACUUAAGACAUAUACAAGCUUUAUGGCUUGUGUGGUUUUAUGCACAUGCUGGAGUGCAACUUUAUGCAGUUUUCUUAGGAACUGUAGGAUUUUCUAUCGGAAUUAGUGUCACGACCCGUCCCAAGUCACCCUAA
This is a messenger RNA of Fraxinus pennsylvanica, 684 nucleotides long. Lineage: Eukaryota; Viridiplantae; Streptophyta; Magnoliopsida; Lamiales; Oleaceae. The record is from the annotation of a GenBank genome assembly.